Strongylocentrotus purpuratus (purple sea urchin) is the source of this 1716-nucleotide messenger RNA. RefSeq lists its product as uncharacterized. Gene Ontology annotation, biological process: G protein-coupled receptor signaling pathway. Lineage: Eukaryota; Metazoa; Echinodermata; Echinoidea; Camarodonta; Strongylocentrotidae. The transcript is spliced from 3 exons. The coding region runs from base 1 to 1716 and encodes 571 amino acids. Gene Ontology annotation, molecular function: G protein-coupled receptor activity. The record is from RefSeq and is a predicted model, not a curated record. Gene Ontology annotation, cellular component: membrane.
AUGGUCUUCGCGUGGCUAGCAAACAUCGUAGCGCUCGUGACCAUCCUGCGGGUACAGAGCCUUAGGAAUACUCCCCACAACACGCUCAUCUUAAACCUGACCGUAGCUGAUCUAGGUCGGGCCCUCCUCGUCAUGCCAUUCUCUCUCAAAUCGGUCCUUGAUGGGGGUGAAUACUUGACGGAUAGUCCUCCAGCAUGUAAGAUCGUUGGUUUCUUCACCGUUUUCUUCAUCUUCAUCAACUUCAUCACGGUAGCUUUCAUCGCAAUAGAUCGCGUGAUCGUGGUGACCUCUUGCAACAAGUGCAACAUCUCUGAUUGGACACGGGUUCGUGUCAUGGUGGCUUCCGCCUGGCUCAUAGCAGCAAGCAUUUCUCUGCUUCCUACCUUAAUAGAGACAAUAUCAACCAUCAAAUACAUAGAGGCGUGGAGAAUAUGCGGUGUACCACCGCAUAUCGUUGAUACAUUUAAUAUCUUCACAAAGGUCAUCAUGCUUGGUAUUGUCUUGCCCACGAUGGUGGUUUCAUACACCAUCAUCGCAGUUUUACUCUGGAAAAGAGACCGGAAGCUUACGCGAAGACGUCGACGUGGACUGAGGUCAACCAUUGUAGCCAGACCUGCAGUACCGGUUCCCACAAGUCCUGUCGGUUUCCGGAAGGUGACGUUUGACAUGAGAGUAACUAUACCAGACAGACAAUCUGUUGAAUUCGGAAUUAACGAAGAGCAACCGGUUUCACAAUGUCUCGAUCAACAGGGAUAUGAGGCCCCUCCAGGAGUGAACUCAUUUGGACACGCAUCACAGGAUACGAAUAGAAUUGAGGUGAAAAGCAUCAGCAAGGUGGAAGAUUGUGAUGCCUCACUUGCCUGGAAUCGAAACAAACCGAUCAAACGUAAUAGAAAAAGUGUAAUAUUCGAGGACAGACACCAGUCGGCUCAUGAUGGCGCUGCACCGGUUAGGUAUGGCCUAGGUGCUCGACUGAGUGCAUUGCUAAACAUUAAGAAAGAACCUAGCGUAAAUGAAGACGUUGCGGAUGGUGAAGAAGACAACUGCGUCAUCAAAGGAUUCAAAUCUGCACAUGGAACGGGUUUCACCCCUGGUACCAGUAUAUACUCGGCAGGAACAGGUGAGGACGACACUGGCACGAAUUACAGAACUGUCAUCGAAACGCGAACCCGACGACUGUCGCACCUCUUCGGCAGUCUCAAGGGGAUCGUAGGACUAGGACACUACGGAAGGGAAGACGACGAUGAUGACGAAUUCACGGAGAACUACAGCGACCGAGACGACGAACAGACCUGUGACAUUGACUCUGAACCAUCUCAAACAAUGACCACGCACUCUAUGUCACCAUCGAUGGUGGAUUGCGCCACCGGCAAGGACGACGAAAACAUGGAUGACGUCGUGAGGUCGCCGCGUGUCCGUAGGAGAAAUCGCAAGACGAAGCUCGAGAAGCUGCGUAAUAUUAGGCAGAGGAGAGUCGCCUUAACAGGUGUACUACUGGUCUGCUGCAACAUAGUUUUCUCUCUCCCUCUUGCCGUCUGGAGUUUUUUCGAUUCUCCUGCAGACUGGUACGGCGUCCUGGCAUUCUGGUUAACAUACUGUGUAACGAUAGCAGACCCUAUGGUGUACGCCUUCAUGAACAGACGGGUCAAGAAGGAAUUGAAGAUGUACAGGAAGACCAUCGCCAACAGUUUGCCAUGCAAAAAUAAAGAAGAAUAG